Kuraishia capsulata CBS 1993 is the source of this 441-nucleotide messenger RNA. RefSeq lists its product as uncharacterized. The record is from RefSeq and is a predicted model, not a curated record. Gene Ontology annotation, molecular function: chromatin DNA binding; transcription coactivator activity. NCBI's taxonomy places the organism in Eukaryota, Fungi, Ascomycota, Pichiomycetes, Pichiales, Pichiaceae. Gene Ontology annotation, biological process: positive regulation of DNA-templated transcription. The coding region runs from base 1 to 441 and encodes 146 amino acids. The transcript has a single exon. Gene Ontology annotation, cellular component: nucleus.
AUGUCGUUGAAUUGGGUGAUGUUAAAGGAAGGAAACCCGCCUUUUGUACUGCUUCCCGAAGAAACCUUGAAGUUUCAAUCCCCAGAGCGCAAUGGGAUUGAGUUGAAGGCGAAAUAUGAGAAGGGGGCUGCAAAUAUCACGGCAACUGGCAGGAUUUUCCUGACAACAAAAAGAAUCGUAUUUGUGUCUAGCCACGGGGAUUUUAACUCGUUUACGAUAUUAUUUCCACAGAUUAAAGCGCACACCCUGGAACAACCCUGGUUUGGCCCUAAUAGAUGGAGAGGGUCAUUUGUCAACGAAUCGCUGGAGAACGGGCUACGCCAAGAGGUUUAUGAUUUCACGCUGGUAUUCAACGAGGGAGGCGCAUUUGAGUUUGUAAAAAUGUUUGAUAAAGUGUUCACAGAUGUCGGAGAGCAGCUUCCUGCAUACAGCGAGAGGUAG